Plasmodium cynomolgi strain B is the source of this 205-nucleotide messenger RNA. RefSeq names its product CYIR protein. The annotation marks the transcript as partial. NCBI's taxonomy places the organism in Eukaryota, Apicomplexa, Aconoidasida, Haemosporida, Plasmodiidae. The record is from RefSeq and is a predicted model, not a curated record. The transcript has a single exon.
UGAACUUCAAAAAUUGUAUGAUGAGAAAUAUUUCGAUUUGGUAAUAUAUAACGAGCAUAAAGACGACGUUAAAUAUGAAACAUAUAUAAAGCUUCAUGAACUAAUUACACAAUACAAGGAUUUUGAUGCAUAUAAAGAAUCAAGUGAAUUCCCCCCAAAAAAUAAGGAAUGUAAAUCUGCUCGGAAAUAUUCAAAAUCUUAUUAA